Molecule: messenger RNA, 1647 nt
Organism: Neurospora tetrasperma FGSC 2508
Lineage: Eukaryota; Fungi; Ascomycota; Sordariomycetes; Sordariales; Sordariaceae
Exons: 2
Coding region: 1-1647 (548 amino acids)
Biological process (GO): actin filament polymerization
Cellular component (GO): cytoplasm; actin filament
Molecular function (GO): actin binding; microtubule binding
Source: RefSeq, a predicted model, not a curated record
AUGGUUACCAUCACAAUGUUCCUUCUCGUCUACGUCGCCCUGCUGUUCGGGCAAAUCCCUUCUUCCUUUGCUGCCCCCGAAGCACACAUCGAGGGCAUACAAACAACCACCAGAUCUUCCACCCUUACGGUUGGGGCACCGUCUCCCAAGAGCGUGGAGACAGUCACUGUCCACGAUACCCCGGCCCCAUCUCCAAAGACAGUAAUCAAGGUCGAACAGCCUGUGAACUCGGCAUCGCCACCCGCUGGAACCAAGACCGUGAUCAAAUCCACCAAGACGCCGGUUGACUUGACCGAGGAUUACAGUACUCGGUAUCCGUGGGAUCAGAACGGACUCAAGAGGAAAAUAGAAAUUAGGGAUGUCGGAAUUCAGGAGAUAGAGGUUCCUUCGGGUUGGACGCCUCCUGCGGGAUUCCCAACUUCCUUCCCGUAUGGCAGGAUUGGCAAGAGGGAAGAAAGAGACGUGGAGAGUGCCGAUAUUUACACGUCGUAUAGGACGUUUACGGUUAUUCCGCCCCCCGUCGCUGCCCCUCCUCCUCCUCCUCCUCCUCCCUCUCAGCCCCAGGCCCCACAGCUUCUCCCCGGCCAAAUCCCCACCACCCGCUCCGACAUCGACAACAUCGUCGUCAAGCAAGGCGAGUGGGAACCUGCGGACAUCAAGCAACUCCACAUUUUUGGCUGGGACGCCGACCACCCGGAGCUAGUAGCGAUAGGCGGCAAGUAUGCGAAUAUGGUGUCUACGCUUGUCAAGUCAACGCCACCGCCGCCACCUCCUUCAGCAGCUCCCCAACCGCAACAGCAGCAACAACAACAGCCUUCUGCUCAGCAGCAACAGCAGCAGGGAGUGCCACAUGGAACAUAUACCAUUGGCACAACCACCGUGCAGACGUUCGAGACGGUUGUUACUAAGGUGCGUACGUGGACAUCUACCAUAGUUAUACCAGAUGCAACAUCAAUAUCAGUAUCAGGAGCUGCACAACCUGCACCUGCACCAUCGAUGUUGACGAGCCUGGUUACCAUCCCUGCUGGACAGUUGGGGGGACUUAAUAAGGAACCGACGGUUUUAUCGGUUUUGGUGCCUGUUGAGAAACCUUCGGCUGCUGCUGCUGCUCCUGCUCCUGUGGCUUCGGCUUCGGCUGCCAACACUCCCGCUGUCCCUGCUGCUCCAGCUCCUCCUCCUCCCCCUCCCCCUCUUGCUGCUCCUCAGGUAAUCUCUACUUCAUACAAAAUUCUUUCCCUUGUACACAACACUCCCGCCGCUCCAGCUGCCCCUGCUCCCGCCGCUGCUCCUGCUACAACUCCCGCCGCCGCUCCUGCUCCUCCUGCUACAACUCCAGCUCAGGUAGAGCAAGCACCCAGCUCGAACUCGGCCUCAGCAUCGGUAAACGAGCAAUCGGCAUCGGUAUCACAAGGCUCACAGGCUCAGGCCCAGGCCCAAGCACAAGCACAAGCACAAGCACAAGCACAAGCCCAGGCCCAGGCACAAGCACAGGCCCAGGCACAGGCGAGCCCAAAGGUACAGGAGGAGAAGAUGGAGGGGGAGAAGAAAAAGGGAGAUAAUGUGUGGGGAACGGUGGUGCCGGGCCAGAAUGUGGUUGUGGGUGGGAAGACGAUGGAAGUUAUGACGGUUAUGGCUGGUGGGCCUUAG